Ooceraea biroi (clonal raider ant) is the source of this 3164-nucleotide messenger RNA. RefSeq names its product plasminogen activator inhibitor 1 RNA-binding protein. Gene Ontology annotation, cellular component: nucleus; cytoplasm. NCBI's taxonomy places the organism in Eukaryota, Metazoa, Arthropoda, Insecta, Hymenoptera, Formicidae. The record is from RefSeq and is a predicted model, not a curated record. Gene Ontology annotation, molecular function: RNA binding.
AGCGGGGUAGACCUCGUGGUGGACUGGGCUCUCGAUUCGGCCAUAUUGUGGUGGAUGGUGAAUGACUCCGUUACACAAGGGCUCGAGAGUAGCCGUACAACUUUCGCUGAAUCCUCGACACCGUGAGGAUAAGGUCGCAAAAUGGAGAACGAGUACACGGUUACCGUCACGAACAAGUUCCUGCUGGCGCUCGACGAGACCGAGGAUCCCCUGGAGGUGCUGAAAGUGCGCGAGCAAGAGAAGGAAGCGAAGAAGAAGGAGAGGAUCUCCGAGAAGGAGAACAAGAGCAAACAACAGCAACAGCAGCAGCAGCAGCAGCAGCAGGACGGGCAGAAACCCGCGAAUAACAAGACCCAGAAGAGCCGCGUGAUCAAGGACGUCCAGCAGCAGCCGCCGUCGAAGGCACAGGACUCCAAGAAAGAUCAAGUAGACAAGAAACCAGCUCAGCCAAGAGCAAGUGGCGGUGACCGUAAUGUGAAGUUUUCUGGGGAGUCCAGAGAGGAACGUAACAACAGGCGCAACCGUGAAGAUGGGGAAAGGACAUUACGAGGGCAAGGAGAGUUCAGGCGGGGGCCUCCUAGUGAGGGUCGUGAGACGCGCGAGUUCCGAAACUCGAGCGAGACCCAACGCGGUGAAUACGGAGAACGCCGCGGUCGUGGCGGUAUGCGCGGUAUGAGCCGUGGACGUGGAGGUCCACGUGGCCGUGGUGGCUUUGAUAAUCGCGGCAAACGUGAAUUCGAUCGCCAAUCAGGCUCUGAUAAAACUGGAAUUAAACCAGUGGAUAAAAAAGAUGGCGCUGGCAGCCAUAACUGGGGUACACACAAUGAUGAAAUAGAGGAGAGCUUGAAUCAAGAGAAUCAAGAUUGGGCCAACGACAAGCCGGACGCCGAUCCGCAAGCGACGACCGAGGUCAAAAACGGAGAAGCGACUGCGGACGCAGCCGUGGAGGAGAAGCCGGCUGAAGAGGAGGCACGUGAGCUUACCUUGGACGAGUGGAAGGCCUUGCGGAAUAACCGAGCCAAGCCUCAGUACAAUCUGCGAAAGGCCGGCGAGGGCGAGGAUCUGUCACGCUGGAAAAAGAUGUACGCGCUCGAGAAGAAGAAAGAGGGCCAGGAGGAGGAGGAGGAGGAGGAGGAGGAGUACGACGCGGCUGCGGAGUACCCUCAGCGCGUCGGCAGACAAAAGCGCGUCUUAGGCAUUGAAAUUCAGUUCAGUGACUCCCGACGCGGUUCCGGUGGUCGCGGUCGAGGCGGCCGCGGCCGCGGCGAUCGCGUGAACGGUCGUGGAUUUGGGAAUCGCGGAGCUCCUAGAGACGGCGAUGCACGCCUGCAAAACGAGCAGAGGUCGCCGCGAAGUCGUCAGAACGCUCCGAAGGUAGACGAUGAAAAUGACUUCCCUUCUCUGGGAUAGAUAGUUUCAUCUAUCACAAUCGACUACCCACCAAUACCAUCACUUAUCGAGGAAAAACGGAGGAAGCUACAUUAAUUAAAGAAAAAAGAAAAAGGAAAAAAAAGCGAAUACUACUAUCGAGAAUUUUGCGUUAGUGAUAACAUUAUUAAUGCAUAAUACAGUAUAACAUUGCAGAAAUGAGAGAUACGUAACAUUAUCUAAAAAAAACAAAUUCCUCUCGUGGCGUUAACGUCACGUGGUAUCACGUAUUGGCAUAUAUCCACACAUACACAUGCGCCCGCGCGCAACACAUGCAAACACAACACACGCGCACGCACGCACGAAAGAAAACCUGCAUGAUGUAUGAACAAGAAAAAAAAACAAAUAGAUAACGAUCCUUUUUGUACUUGUGGGGAACCAUUUAUCUGUAAUUAGUCCGAGACACACACACACACACUGGCCAGCGAGUGAAUAAUCCGUGAGAAGUGCGAGCACAGUCGCUUCACGUGACACGCUCAUAAUUUUGACUCUACAAAGAUAACACGGGGAAAAGAUACGUUACAAGAACUGUGAGAAAGAAAGAGACAGAAAAAGAAAGUACACGAGGACGAGAGAGAAUUUAAGGCGCACUAGCGAACGCAGAAGGUUGAAGAUCCACUUUAUAACGGACACGUUCAAUCGUAAAAUUCGAUUCGAAUCAGAGAGAGAGCAAUUUGUAGAGAAAAAGUAAUUUUGUUGUGUACAUAGAAGAAAAAAAAUAAAGAAUUGUAGACCACGUCUAUGUAUUCCGAUUUCAAUCCGAGCGAUUCUGUUACAUCUCGAGACGACACACCUCUCAGCUUUCUGUGUUUGUUGGUCCGUGUUAGAUUCUCUUCCUUUUUUCCUUUCGUCGAGGGCCUAAAGGAGGCUGGAUGUAGCAACAAAAUACACGUGCGAACAUGUAUAAUAUCUUUUUUAAGCGUAAAUUUUAAACGCACUUUCUGUUUUAUAAGUUUUAUACGGUAUUUGGAAAAGAGCAACAAUCCUUCCUUGUAGACUGGCGGGAGGGGGGGGGGACACCCGCCGCCGUGUACGAGGUUUAAGAAACUCUUAAAGGAGGGUAAAUUCUAUUUAAGAGAACACCCUGCUAAAUCGUCUACUUAGAACUCUUGCUAAGUUUGACUUAUAUAUAUAUAUAUAUACAUAGCGCCGCGCGUACGAGAGCGAGAGAGAGAUUCCCCUUUCAAAGAUAUAAUCGAUCUGUACGAAGUUAACGUUAAGCGGAAUAUCUAUUCGGAAUAUGUAUUCUCUAUUCUCUACGGCGCGAAAAACAAAGUGAGAGACACACGGUACAUUACAAAAGAAGGAGAACGAACGAUCAUCUAAGAUCUCACUACGUUACACGUUCUCGUACUCUUAAUUAUCUAAUAUUAGUUAUUCACUCUAUUUGUUAUACAAUUAAAGGAGGAUGAUCAGCCAGAAGGUUUUACCUCUCGUCCAUCAUAGAGACCGAAGGAAGGAGAAUAACACAGAGCUGUUCGGAGCUUUAGGUACAUGUGUAAAUAACAAUUACAAUAAUAAAUCGUGACGAUGAUCAGAAAUCUUGACUAACUUGACCAGUCAGAUUAAUAAGAUUGCUCUUUCUUUCUUUCUUGUUUAUCUGUACAGAAAAAAAAGAAAGCGUAAGUACAAAAGUAUAAUCACCGUUUCAAAACUAAAGAGAAGGACAGCAAACCUGAAUCUGAUAAUUGACUUGCAUUGAGAUGUGUUAACGCUAAAUAAAGUUGUAAACGCAA